AGAUAAUAUUUAAUUUAUAGAUAAAACUCCCAGAUUGCAACUAUGGAUGAUCCCAGUUCACCGCCUCCAAAUACGCCCAGCGACGUGAUCGAGCGUCGCGAUUCGCGAGCUGCGAUGACUUCUCCGGUUGGCGACUUUGAACCUUUCGAGAAUGAGGAUGAAAUUCUUGGCGAUCAAACAGUGCGCGAUGAGGAGGAAGAAGAUGGCGAGGAGCUGUUUGGCGACAACAUGGAGAACGAUUAUCGCGAGAUGCCUGAGCUGGAUCACUAUGAUCCUGCCAUGCUGGACGAUGAAGAGGACUUCUCCGAAAUGUCGCAGGGUGAACGCUUUGCAGCCGAAUCGGAAAUGCGUCGUCGGGAUCGCGCCGCCGGCAUUCACCGAGAUGAUCGUGAUUUGGGCUUUGGUCAGUCGGACGACGAGGAUGAUGUGGGCCCACGUGCCAAGCGACGUGCUGGCGAAAAGGCAGCUGUCGGCGAGGUCGAAGACACAGAAAUGAUCGAAUCCAUAGAGAACCUGGAGGACACCAAGGGACAUUCCACCAAGGAGUGGGUAAGCAUGUUGGGACCGCGUACGGAAAUCGCAAAUCGCUUCCAAUCUUUCCUGCGCACCUUCGUUGAUCGUGGCGCCUAUACCUAUCGCGAUCGCAUUCGGCGCAUGUGCGAGCAGAACAAAUCCUCAUUCGUGGUGUCCUACACGGAUUUGGCCAACAAGGAGCACGUGCUGGCCUACUUUCUGCCCGAAGCACCCUUCCAAAUGCUUGAGAUCUUCGACAAGGUGGCCAAGGACAUGGUUCUCUCCAUUUUCCCCACCUACGAGCGUGUAACUACGGAGAUUCAUGUGCGCAUCUCGGAGCUGCCGCUGAUCGAAGAGCUGCGCACCUUCCGUAAGCUGCAUCUGAAUCAGCUCGUGCGCACCUUGGGCGUAGUUACAGCCACAACGGGCGUCCUUCCCCAGCUCUCAGUGAUCAAGUACGAUUGCGUUAAGUGCGGAUAUGUGCUGGGUCCAUUUGUGCAGUCGCAGAACACAGAGGUGAAGCCGGGCUCGUGUCCUGAGUGUCAGAGCACGGGUCCCUUCUCCAUUAACAUGGAGCAAACGCUGUAUCGCAACUAUCAGAAGAUAACCCUGCAGGAGUCACCGGGUCGCAUACCCGCCGGCCGCAUACCACGCAGCAAGGAUGUAAUCCUGCUCGCGGAUCUGUGCGAUCAGUGCAAGCCAGGCGAUGAGCUGGAGGUCACGGGCAUCUAUACGAACAACUAUGACGGCUCGCUGAAUACGGAUCAGGGCUUCCCUGUCUUUGCAACGGUCAUCAUAGCCAACCAUGUGGUGGUCAAGGACUCCAAGCAGGUGGUGCAGUCGCUGACGGAUGAGGACAUUGCCACCAUCCAAAAGCUGAGCAAAGAUCCACGCAUUGCUGAUCGCAUAGUUGCAUCGAUGGCGCCUUCGAUUUACGGCCACGAAUAUAUCAAGCGUGCUCUGGCCUUGGCUCUCUUCGGUGGCGAGUCCAAGAAUCCGGGCGAGAAGCACAAGGUGCGUGGCGACAUCAACAUGCUCAUCUGCGGUGAUCCAGGCACUGCCAAGUCACAAUUCCUGAAGUACACAGAGAAGAUAGCACCGCGUGCCGUAUUUACCACCGGACAGGGAGCCAGCGCCGUGGGCUUGACCGCCUACGUGCGUCGCAAUCCCGUGUCCAAGGAAUGGACUCUGGAGGCGGGCGCUUUGGUGCUGGCCGACCAGGGCGUCUGUCUGAUAGAUGAAUUCGACAAGAUGAACGACCAGGAUCGCACCUCCAUACACGAGGCCAUGGAACAGCAAUCGAUAUCGAUAUCAAAGGCUGGCAUUGUCACUUCGCUUCAGGCACGUUGCACGGUGAUCGCUGCUUCAAAUCCCAUUGGCGGUCGCUAUGAUCCCUCGAUGACCUUUUCAGAAAAUGUGAAUCUCUCGGAACCGAUUCUGUCCCGUUUCGACAUAUUGUGCGUGGUCAAGGACGAGUUCGAUCCCAUGCAGGAUCAGCAGCUAGCUAAGUUCGUGGUGCACUCACACAUGAAGCACCAUCCCAGCGAGCAGGAGCCCCCGGAGCUGGAGGAGCCGCAGCUGAAGAAUGUGGAGGAGAUACCACAGGAUUUACUGCGUCAAUACAUUGUCUAUGCCAAGGAGAAUAUCCGACCCAAACUAACUAAUAUUGAUGAGGACAAGAUUGCCAAGAUGUACUCGCAGCUGCGACAGGAAUCCUUCGCCACAGGCUCGCUGCCCAUUACGGUGCGUCACAUUGAGAGCGUCAUCCGCAUGUCGGAGGCGCAUGCUCGACUGCAUCUGCGCGAGAAUGUGAUGGAGGCAGACGUUAGCAUGGCCAUACGCAUGAUGCUCGAGAGUUUCAUCGAGGCGCAAAAGUUCAGCGUGAUGAAGAAGAUGCGCACCACAUUCCAGAAGUAUUUGGCCUUCCAGAAGGACCACUCGGAGCUGCUCUUCUUCAUCUUGCGCCAACUGACGCUCGACCAGCUGGCCUACAUACGCUGCAAGGAUGGGCCCAGUGCCACGCACGUGGAGAUCAUGGAGCGCGAUCUGCUGGAGCGAGCCAAGCAGCUGGACAUUACCAAUCUGAAAUCAUUCUACGACUCGGAACUGUUUCGCUCCAAUGGCUUCUCCUACGAUCCCAAGCGGCGCACAAUUCUACAGAUUGUGGUCGAUGGCGUCGCCUAAAGUACGGCUAUAUCUAGACCUAUGCGAAGAGUUUACCUGAACACAUUUACGUUUUCAUCUCAUUUAGUAUUAGAGGCGCCCACGUUUUGUUUACCAUUUAGCAUUGUCAUGUCAUACUAUGUCUAAUAAAAAGCUGUUUAUGCAAGU
This is a messenger RNA of Drosophila navojoa, 2844 nucleotides long. RefSeq names its product DNA replication licensing factor Mcm2 (gene Mcm2). The record is from RefSeq and is a predicted model, not a curated record. Gene Ontology annotation, cellular component: MCM complex; nucleus. NCBI's taxonomy places the organism in Eukaryota, Metazoa, Arthropoda, Insecta, Diptera, Drosophilidae. Gene Ontology annotation, molecular function: ATP binding; single-stranded DNA helicase activity; 3'-5' DNA helicase activity. Gene Ontology annotation, biological process: DNA replication; double-strand break repair via break-induced replication; mitotic DNA replication initiation.